Molecule: messenger RNA, 5109 nt
Organism: Daldinia decipiens
Lineage: Eukaryota; Fungi; Ascomycota; Sordariomycetes; Xylariales; Hypoxylaceae
Product: tricalbin
Exons: 4
Coding region: 17-4531 (1504 amino acids)
Molecular function (GO): lipid binding
Source: RefSeq, a predicted model, not a curated record
GCAUUCGACCGUCGAUAUGGCUACCCAACGGGAAGUCAGCGAGCUCAAGCAGCAAGGGGCUCUUGAGGCUUCUCGUGAUCCCGAAUCCAACGUUACUGCGGAUGACGCCCAGAGGAAGCUAGUCGAGGAGAGCAAAAAUGCGGGCGUGGCUGCUUUCACAUUCGAUCCGGAUGCGAGUACAGAAGAGAAGAAAGCUCAGGCUAGGGCUGCUAUACCCAACGAUCCUCGCCGUCCGCGAAAGCCGAAAGGCGUGGCUAUUGCUACUGAUGUCGACGACGGCACGAAGGCCAAUUACGAUCUUCCGACUCCCUCGAAGGCUGGAGCCUUUGAAAUUCCCAAGGACAAGGAUGGUAGGCCGAUCGUAGACGGAAAUACCCCCGAAGAAGAGGAAGAUCUGGCUGCCAAGGUUGGUUGGACUCAGCGGUUCGGUUGGCCUGUCGACAGUGUUGCGGAAGGCGAAAGUCUAUUAGAUCACUCUACUUGGCUGGAAGAGAGGCUUCCCGACCAGUAUUUUGGAGAAUGGUACCAUAACGCCGGAGUGAUCAUCUUCGCCUGCCUCGCCUCGUGGCUGGUUGCCUUGCUUGGGGGUGGGCUGGCUUGGGUCAUGAUCGUUAUGGCCUGCUGCUCGACGUACUAUCGAACAUCGAUCAGACGAGUGCGAAGAAACUUCCGCGACGAUAUUACCAGGGAGAUGGCGCUGAAGAAGUUAGAAACGGAUCACGAAUCUCUCGAGUGGAUAAACUCGUUUCUGGUCAAGUUCUGGCCCAUCUACCAACCUGUUCUCGCCCAGACCGUUAUUAAUUCCGUCGACCAAGUUUUAAGCUCUGCGACUCCUUCCUUUCUCGACAGUCUCCGCCUGAAGACCUUUACUCUCGGGUCCAAACCUCCUAGAAUGGAGCACGUGAAGACUUACCCAAAGGCGGAAGAUGACAUUAUCCUAAUGGACUGGAAGUUUAGUUUCACGCCAAACGACGACGAGGACAUGACGGCUCGGCAGGUCCGCAACAAGAUUAAUCCCAAGGUAGUCCUCGAAAUCCGCAUCGGCAAGGCUAUGAUUAGCAAAGGUCUCGACGUCAUCGUAGAAAAUAUGUCUUUCUCCGGUAUCAUGCGCCUGAAGAUUAAGCUCCAAUUUCCUUUCCCUCACAUCGAGAAGAUUGAGAUGUGUUUCCUCGAGCGCCCGGAGCUCGGUUAUGCUUGCAAGCCUCUCGGUGGUGAAACCUUCGGUUUCGAUAUCAACUUUAUUCCGGGUCUAGAAAGCUUCAUCCAGGAGCAGAUCCACGGAAACCUAGCCCCGAUGAUGUAUGCCCCGAACGUCUUCCCGAUCGAGGUAGCCAAGAUGCUUGCUGGUUCUCCCGUCGACCAAGCUAUCGGCGUGAUCGCAGUAACGCUUCACGGAGCCCAGGGCCUCAAGAACCCCGAUAACUUUGCUGGCAAUCCCGACCCGUACGCCGUGUUUACCCUGAACAAGAGGGCACCCCUAGCUCAGACCAAGGUUGUCAAGGACACUCCGAACCCCAGGUGGAACGAAACGCACUAUGUUAUCGUUACGUCCUUUAACGACUCCCUCGAUCUCAUCAUUUACGACUAUAAUGAUUUCCGCAAGGACAAGGAACUCGGUGUCGCCUCUUUCCCGCUCGAACGGAUGGAGGAGAUUGGCGUGUACGAAAACGAGCGUCUAGAAGUCGUCGCUCACGGCAAGGCCCGGGGUGUGGUCAGCGCCGAUUUCCGCUUCUUCCCUGUUCUGGAGGCUAUGGAGCAUGAUGGUGUGCAAGAACCGCCGCCGGACUCUAAUACGGGUAUUCUACGAUACACUGUCGAGCAAGCGAAGGAUCUCGACGGCACCAAGAGCUUAGUUGGCUUGCUUAAUCCGUAUGCUGUUCUAUUACUUAACGGCAAGGAAGUUCACCACACCAAAACCCUCAAGCGCACCAACAAUCCUAUCUGGGAUAACGGUUCCAAAGAGAUUCUUAUCACUGACCGAAAGAAUGCCAAAUUGGGUCUUGCUCUCAAGGACGACCGUGACAUUGCCGGCGACCAGCUGAUUGGCACGUACCAGAUCAAGCUUGACGAUAUGUUGGAGAUGAUGGAAAAGGGACACGACUGGUACAAUUUAUCAGGGGUCAAGAGCGGACGAGCGAAGCUGACUGCGCAGUGGAAACCUGUUGCCCUAUCCGGCGUGCUGGCAGGUACCGGAGGCUACCAAACCCCCAUCGGCGUAAUGCGUCUCCAUUUCAAGAGCGCCCGCGACCUGCGGAAUUUCGAGACUAUGGGUAAAUCGGAUCCUUACGUCCGCGUGCUCCUCUCCGGUAUCGAGAAAGGUCGAACAGUAACCCACCGUAACACCCUGAAGCCCGAGUGGGAUGAAGUCAUCUAUGUGCCAAUGCAUUCGUCGAGGGACCGUCUAGCGCUGGAAGUCAUGGACGCUGAGAAGAUGGGCAAGGACCGUAGCUUGGGUUUGGUUGAGAUAUUUGCAGGCGACUACAUUUCGGAAGAUGAUAACGGCGAGUAUCUCGUCCACGAUGCGAAGAAGGUACAAGAGACCGGGCUCCGACUACAUGGAAAGGGCAUCGCAAAGGGAACACUUACCUAUACCGUCUCGUUUUAUCCGUGCAUAAAUGUUGCAGACCCCGAGGAAGAAGAGGAGAAGGAGAAGGAAAAGGAAAAGGAAAAGGAAACAAGCUCCGAUGCUCCAAAGCCAUCUCUCGACGUUCCCCGGUCCUCGGAUGCCGGAAAGAUUUCCGCCCUCGAGAGGAAAGAAAGCAUCCCGACUACCCCGACCACGCCAACCGUUCCCAAAUCCCCGGUUUCUCCCAGAUCAACCACGUCGGAACGAAAGUCGCGCGAAGCGCCACGGGAACGUCCCAAGGUUCACCUUACUCCGGAAGAGCUGCUCAAAUACGAAUCCGGGUUCCUUAUCUUCAAACUGCUCGAAGGAGAAAUGCCAAAGAGCGGAACGCAUCUUGAAAUAUACGUCGACGACAUGCUAUACCCUAGCUACAUCUCGGGCACGGCCAAAAGUAAAGUCUUCAAAUUCGACGAGAUUGGCGACUGCUUCAUCCGCGAGCUAGACUUCUCGCGGCUGACUCUCAAGGUGAGAGAAAAACGCGAGAAGCCAGGCGAAGAACGUGAUGAGGACCACACGGUAGCUCGCCUAACAGGCAAUACUCUAGAUACCCUCAAACAAUGUCUAAAUAACCCGACGGUUUUAAGGCUCAAGGAUGAAGAGAACAGAGCGGCCACGAUCAAGGUCAGCUUGAAAUACAUCCCCGUAAAGAUGCACCUAGACCCCAGCGAGAGCAUCAACAACAUGGGUAAUCUUCGCGUCGACGUAUUGGACGCGGCAGAUCUACCUGCCGCCGACUCCAACGGCAAGAGUGAUCCCUACUGCAAGUUUGAGCUGAACGGGCAGGAUGUGUUCAAGACCAAGACGCAGAAGAAGACUCUUAACCCCGCGUGGAAUGAAUUCUUCGAGGUUGCCAUACCGUCGAGGACCGCCGCCAAGUUCACUUGUAAAGUCUACGAUUACGACUUCGCGGACAAGCCCGAUUUCUUAGGCGGGGCCGAUAUCAAUCUUGAGCAGCUCGACCCAUUCAGGGCGCAGGAGCUCAAGCUGCUACUCGAUGGAAAGUCGGGUUCGAUUAGGCUGCGACUGCUCUUCAAACCCGACUACGUCACACGCACUCGACUAGGCACCGGCACGUUUUCGGGCACGUUCGGCGGUCCUGGCAGGAUUGUGACCGGUGUUGUUGGUGCUCCGGUUAAAGGUGGCGUCGCAGUAGUCGGCGCGGUGGGCCACGGCGUUGGUAAGGGUGCGAGUUUUAUCAAGCGCGGCUUUCGAGGCAAGAAGGACGAGGAAGGUAACGGCCUAAUAUUGGCACCGAGCAACUCCGAGAUCCCCACGAUCGUAACGAAUGGACCAGAUGCUCCCGCAGCUGGCUCCGGGCUCAGACGGGCCACGGGCUUGAGUGUCGAUGGCGACGCCGCCCGUCCCGUGACGCCCAACGGCGGCUCGAAGACGCACGUGCGUAACUCUAGCAUGGGCGGCGUCUCUAUUUACAGUCUGGCCCCGGGUACUGCCGGCGCUGGUACCGCUACUUUCACUGUGGUCUCCGCAUCAGGGUUCCCAGAGUCGGCAAAUAUUUACGUCGUAAUCAAACAGCUCGGUCCCAAAGAGAGGACUAUCGGCAAAACAAAGCAUCACGAAGCUCCCGGGACGGUACGGUUCGACGAGACAUUCAAGCACACGUGUACCGCUGAUACCCAGUUCCGUAUCGAGGUCAAAAACCACCACACCUUUGGGAGCGAUGACGACUUGGGCGAAACGUUAUAUUUCGUGGACGAAAGUGGCAGCGGCGAAAAGGAGAUCAAGGUCGGUACCGGAGCGGUGGUCAUGAAGAGCACAUUUGCGGAGUCGAGUAUAGAAAACAAUAGCCCGAGUCCAAGUUCGAAAAGCGGAAACGGUGGUUUGCGAAGGAGUUUCUUGAGCAAGAAAGAGACCAGACCAAAAAGCCGCGAGGGGCCGCCUAUCUAAUCACAAAACAUGUGUUCAGUAGUUAGGCGUUUAGGGGGCUAAAGGUAUAUUGUGAGAAUUGGUUUGGUUAGGGGACGAUUCCACCAACGGAGUUUUCAUAAUCAAAAAUACAAGUUAGUUACUAAUGAUGAGGAUUUUGCCUUACCAUAGCGGACAUAGCGGCCAUAGCGGCAGAACGUUGGGAGGCUAACACGAUGGUUGAAAUCAUUUUAGCCUCUACUAAUAUAUGUUAUUGAGUUUAUCUCCAGGUGCUAAUUCACCCCCUCCAAGCGCCGUUGUUCAGAAUAACUACCUAAGGUACAGUGAAGUUAUUGUCCUGCUCCCCACCCAACCGAAGGGGUUGUCAAGGCUUCAGCCACCAUACGCAUACGCUCGCAUUAGGGGGUUAUCAAUUAGCGUUGGCCUCACCACCAGAAACAAUUUCUUUAAGUUCGAUAUGUAUCAGUAACUAUGAUGCAUAACAGCUGAGCUGUGCAGGGAUUUACUAGCUACUCAAAGCAACUGUACAGAGCUAAUACACAAUAAACCGACGAUUGCAAUAUAGUAUAAUGGUUGUUAUACGACAGAAUAACUGUUCG